UCGUGACCUCCAAGUCAAUCAUCAAUCAGCUGAUGCUUAAGGUGACAUUUGGGUAAACUUUGCAUCGCACACCAUGUCAGAAAUAACCGAUGAAAAGCGCUUGAGAGAUAAAAAUCUUAAUUUUUUUUUGGGGGGGGGUGUUCACCACAGUCAUUUUUUUGUGGAGCCACGUUCAAACGUACGAGCAUGUAGCUAUAGUUCACUCGCAAAUUCAUUGUCGAAGUCCGACAGACUCAAACAGCAAUAAAAACCAGAGUAAAUGAUUUACCAAAGAGAAAAACAAAAAUAUGACGACGUUGUGAUUAAGUAGCAAGUAACAUCGCUUCAGAUGACGACAUUUCGUCACAAUCAAAAAUUUAAAAGCCCUUUAACAUAGGCUUCUUUGAAAACGGUAUAGGGCCUAAAUUUCAAAUCAAAACACGAUGUCUACAACGGACAAUUUAAUAUAGUUGCAGCACAUAAAUACUUCUUCGUUGCUGCUUUUCAAGACAACUAGCCAAUGAACGUGGAGAUCUUUGGUGGAGAUCUUGGAGAAUUCAGCCCACAGCACGCGCGUGAGGCGGCGGCGUAUUGCAUGCUGCGCUGCAGACAAUCACGCGGGCGUGUCGCUUUUCCCGAAUGACCUCGGACACGCUUCAGUUUUGGCAUCGGCUGUUGGAAUUGUAAUCCAUGAAUCCAACGUUUUAAGGCCUUCAGUCAAUAUCCUUAUGAAGUUACUCACACGGUAGCCAAGUUUUUUUUUUAACAUUUCUUCAAAUAUUUCGCCUCCACUUCGAGGCCUCUUCAGAAUAUCCUCUUGGAAUAUCGAACUGGCUCAUAAUAUUUUUCAUUCAACCGAUGAGGGUCUUGGUCCCUAACACCAGCGUUCAUUGUUUCGCGCACGUACGCCAUACGCGCACCACUGCCGAAAUUGAGCGCGUGGAAAUCAAGUUAAGAGUUCAAAACGUUUUAUAUAAUAGCUCUACGGUUCGAAAACUUCCACGCGGUGUAAGUCGAAAGUAAUUUUGCUUAGGCCUAGUUGAUUACUGGGGGAUAAAUGUUAGUUCCAGUCGUUGGUUAUCGGAAUUAGAAAACACAAGGUUAUCAAAAUGAUUGCCGCCAGAUUAGCAACACGACAGGCCGGUAAGCAAGUGGCCAAGAAGCAAAUGAAGAAGCAAAUGCAGAAACAGGUCAAGAAAAAAGUCCAGCAAAAGGUGGAGGACAAGAUGACAGAGAAGGCGCAGGAGAAGAUGCAGGACUCGAUGGAUAAGCGGCGAGACAAGAAGGCGGCUAAAAAGAAGAAGAAGCCAAGGUUCAUGGGGCUCGGCGACAUGGAAAUCGACAUGCACGAUGAUACAGACGACGUCGAAGAGGAGCGCAAACCUCGCAAAGGCGUGCGCUAUUCUAUCUUCGCCAUCUGCCGUGGCAUAGGUAAGUUCUACCGUUUCCUGAGUAGAUACAUGCCCUGCUGCCGAUCAGGGACCUUCGCCAACCAGAUCACCAAGAACGUGGCCGGCUUCCUGUGCGGGAUCAUGUUCCUCAUGCUCUUCUAUCCGAUCUUCGUCUUGGCGCUCACACAGGACCCCAAGCAGGCCGCCCUGACAAUCAUGAUCAUCGGGCCGUUCGUCUGCUUCGGCAUGGCCUUCUCCCGGCGGAUCCGCUGCGUUAUGCUGCUGAUGGUGCCGCAACUUUUCUCAGGGAAAGGCAGGACAAUUCUCAUGGCCUACGGCUUCCUCUUAGUGCUGAGCGGUCCUGUGGAGAACUUGAGCUACAAUAUGGACGUGGCUGGGCACAGCCAGGUCUGUGGCAGUGAGCUGGCCAUGAACCAGUCCUACAAGCUGUUCCAGGUGGUCACAGCCCCCAUGGCCUCUUUUUCAGAUGAAGUCUCAUCACUGAUCCACAAACUCCGAGUCAUCGGGAAUCGGAUCACAGAAGGGUUUCUGGCCAUAAAAGAUGCUGUGGACUCUUUGGGGAAUGCGGUCACAGAGUUUUUUGAUUGGCUGAGUGACAUGGUGGACAAGUGCAAUGAACGGCUGGGUGUACCUCAGAAGAGAUGUGAGAGGGCCUUUGAACAUGCUGCUUACAAGUGCCGCAAACAUGCCUCCAUCUUCAACUUUGUCUGUGGCAUCGUCGAUCUCAUCUCGAACGUUUGCCACAUAGCUGGCAUUCUGAAAAUCCUGUGCAUCUUUCCACAAAUAAUCAUAGUCCUUGCAGAGGAAGCGAGCCAGGUAAUUGACAGUGCAAUAGAUAAACUGGAAGACCAGUUCUAUGUGGACUUUGAGUUCCACCAUGAGAUACACAUGGACUAUAACUUCUCCCAGACGGCCAGGCAGAUCAAGGAAAGCAUUCUCGGGGAGAUGGAGGAGAGGACUGAGGGCUUCCUUACGGUGGUCACCUGGCUCAACCGUCUUAUGUCCUUCGCAUUCAUCCUCCUCAUUCUCAAAGCAUACAAGUAUUAUCACGCCUACCGAGUUAAGGACAAACAUGACAACUGGUACGUCACCAAGUACUUUGAGGGGAUAGAUGAAAAACGAAAAGAGGCAGGCAAAGAGACCCUCCUCCCCCUGAAGAGGAAAGAGCGCAGGAAGUAUAUCACCCCAAGUUCUGUAUACCUAGCCAGGCCAGAGAAGCGGCGGAUUAUCCUGGGUUUUGUGAUGUGGACCACGCAACUUUUCUAUGCGGCAGUACUUAUGGCAGCUGACUGCAUGGCUUACUGGUUUUUGGACUGGGUUCGUAUGCAAAGCGAGCUCAACGUACACAUUAAUGCUCCAGGCGCCGUGACACUGGACGUGCAGGGAGAUGGGAUUCUUGUUGAUAUCUACCGUGCUCUUAUCCAAUCGCUUGAUCCACGGUACAUCAGCGACUUUGCGGUUGACACUACAAAAUGCCUUCCCUAUCCAUCGCAGCCAGACAUUGGAACCUAUAGAGUCAUAGGUGCCAUCUUCAUCAUCUCUCUCUUCCUGAUCAUGUUUGAGGCCUACGGGCUUCGCCUGCGCCGCCUCAUCAUGUCCAGGCACUACCCAGAGAGGGAGCGCGUCCGCGCCGUCUGGCUCUACAACCAGAUCCUCCGCCGGCGCGGCAGCUUCAAGAAAUUCCUCAAGAGGAACAAGAAGACAGACAACAGCCAGGGAACGAGAGACUACGGUUUUGCCAGCCACCUUGCAUCCAGGUCAAAGGUUUGGGCCAAAAUUCUCCGAAUCUGUGGAUUCAAAUGGAAGUUCUGUGUGAAUUGCAGUGCGCCAGGAAAAGUUAAGGACACAGAGGGUUUUGUGAAUUGCGCCAAUGCUGGAUGCCCAGGCAUUUACUGUCUGGAAUGUGUUGACGAAAUCCAAAAUGUGUGUCAACUGUGCAGCAGGCCAGUUGACUACACUGUAGACAUCGGGGCGUUUGAUUUCGAAAGGGCUUCAAGUGAUGAAGAUGUGGCCAGCAGGAGAAAGAAACAAAGGGGCGGAGAUGAAGAGAGUGUAUCCCUGGAUGAGGAAUCAGAAGAAGAGGAGGAUUUAGACUACUCCUACCAAUAUGAAUCCAUCGACAGGAAGCAUGAUGAGGACAAUGUGUGGAAGACGUCUGGGGCCAAACCACAGUCAGGGCUCCUGAAGGGGCUUCGUAAGUAGGAGGAAGGGGAGGUUUCGCAAAGCGAGGACAAAGAAGACGAAAGAGAAGAGGUUUUUCUCUGAAGAAGAAUAUAAUGAAGAUGAAGACAGAGUAAAAUAUGGGACAACUCCGUUCAGUUUUGGAGGAAUAAGUAUUGAAUUGCAAUCAAAGAUAGAGUGGAAGGGGUAGACACUGUUAAUGCCCUGCAGUGUGGGUGGUGUUACAAGGUAUGAAUUUCAGGGAAAAUUUCCAAAUGAGAAGUCCAAUAGCUGACCAAAUCCACAAGACAGGAAAAUAAUUUACCUUCGACCAAUGAAUGUAAAAUUAAACAGCACAGGAGAGGAGAAAGUUUGUACGCCAGGGGAGACCUGUUUUUACUGGUUGAUCUCUGGUGCCAAAGUAGCAGGAAAAAUCACAGGAAACCUGGUCAUCAGUGUGGUAUAAAUCAUACUGAAGAAACAAGGACGAAAGGAAUGCCUUUGUGACAGUUCAUGAGAACAGCUUGAGACCACAUGACUGGAGGUUGGCAAGCAGUUGACUUGUUACAACUCUAUUGGUGAUGGAAUUCCAUAGAUUGGAACAUGCUUAAACAACCUGGCAAGGACAGCAUCAGAGUGGAUGUUCCUUGAGACAUAGUGGGUCAAUACAUAUGCAUCCGCUGUCGAAGUGAAUGAGAGGCAGCCCUAUGUGACC
Acanthaster planci (crown-of-thorns starfish) is the source of this 4266-nucleotide messenger RNA. It is a transcript of the gene dcst2, whose product is annotated as DC-STAMP domain containing 2. The record is from RefSeq and is a predicted model, not a curated record. Gene Ontology annotation, cellular component: membrane. Lineage: Eukaryota; Metazoa; Echinodermata; Asteroidea; Valvatida; Acanthasteridae.